This is a messenger RNA of Odocoileus virginianus texanus, 1731 nucleotides long. NCBI's taxonomy places the organism in Eukaryota, Metazoa, Chordata, Mammalia, Artiodactyla, Cervidae. The record is from RefSeq and is a predicted model, not a curated record.
CAUUUGGACUGCGGCCAUGGAGCUUAGCGUGCUCCUUCUCCUUGCUCUGCUCACCGGACUCUGGGUCCUCCUGGCCAGAGGCCGCCCAAAGGCCCAUGGCCGCCUCCCGCCUGGCCCCCGUCCUCUGCCCUUCCUGGGGAACCUUCUGCAGAUGGACAGAAAAGGCCUGCUCAAAUCCUUCCUGAGGUUCCAACAGAAAUAUGGGGAUGUCUUCACGGUGUACCUGGGGCCGAGGCCAGUGGUCAUCAUAUGUGGGACAGAGGCCAUUCGGGAGGCCCUGGUGGACCAGGCUGAGGUCUUCUCUGGCCGAGCGAAGAUCGCCGUUAUUGACCCAAUUGUCCAAGGAAACGGUGUUAUCUUUGCCAACGGGGAACGUUGGAAGGCCCUUCGGCGAUUCUCUCUGGCCACCAUGAGGGACUUCGGGAUGGGAAAGCGGAGUGUGGAGGAGAGGAUUCAGGAGGAGGCUCAGUGUCUGGUGGAGGAGCUGCGGAAAACCCAGGGAGCUCUCCAGGAUCCCGUCUUCUACUUCCACUCCAUCACCGCCAACAUCAUCUGCUCCAUUGUCUUCGGAAAACGAUUUGACUACAGAGAUCCUGAGUUCCUGAGGCUGCUGGACUUGUUCUUCCAAUCUUUCGUGCUCAUCAGCUCCCUGUCCAGCCAGCUGUUCGAACUCUACCCCAGCUUCCUGAAGUACUUUCCUGGCUCACACAGGCAAAUCUACAAAAACCUGCAGGAAAUCAAUGUCUUCAUUGGCCGCAGCGUGGAGAAGCACCGUGAGACCCUUGACCCCAAUGCCCCCCGGGAUUUCAUUGACUGCUACCUGCUCCGCAUGGAAAAAGAUAAGUCCGACCCCCAAAGCCAGUUUGAUCAUCAGAACCUCAUCAUCUCUGUUCUGUCGCUCUUCUUUGCUGGCACGGAGACAACCAGCACCACGCUCCGUUACGGGUUCCUGCUGAUGCUCAAGUACCCGCACAUCGCAGGUGGGCAGGCCGGGGACGGACACUGCGAGGGGCUUCUGACCCCUCUGCAGGUCCAGAAAAGGGUGGUGGCAUGCAGAGUCUUUAGUUUGCAGCGUGGGGGAUCAUUUGUUGUGAUANAAGUCUAUCCCAUCCUGAGCUCUGCUCUCCACGACUCGCAUUACUUUGAGACACCAGAUGACUUCAACCCUAACCACUUUCUGGAUGCCAGUGGGGCGGUGAAGAAAAAUGACGCUUUUAUGCCCUUCUCCAUAGGGAAGCGUAUCUGUCUUGGUGAAGGCAUCGCCCGCACCGAAUUAUUCCUCUUCUUCACCACCAUCCUCCAGAACUUCUCCGUGGCCACCCCCGUGGCCCCUGAGGACAUUGACCUUACUCCCCAGGAGAGUGGGGUGGGCAAAGUGCCCCCGAACUACCAGAUCCAGUUCCUGCCCCGUCAAAGAGGCUGAGGGAAGAUGAUCAAGGAUACCAGGGUCACGUGUGUCCCCACCUCUGCAGAGACUGGCCUCUGAACUCUCUCCCUGUCUUCCUGCCUCUGGUCAGGGUGUGCUGUGAGCCAGCAUCCCUUCCCUCCAUGGAUGCCACCUCCUUGGGAAAGUCCCUUCUGCAUCUCACCUCCUUCCGUCCUUCUGCAGCUCUUCUAAACUCAAGGAGGUGUUUCCUUUCACCUAUUAAUAGAAUUCCACAAGUGAUGUAUACAUAUAUACAUAAAUAUGUAUAUAUAUCUUUGGCUAAAUAAAUGAAGCAAAGAAUGAAA